Molecule: messenger RNA, 1148 nt
Organism: Pezoporus flaviventris
Lineage: Eukaryota; Metazoa; Chordata; Aves; Psittaciformes; Psittacidae
Product: basic proline-rich protein-like
Exons: 2
Source: RefSeq, a predicted model, not a curated record
AUGCUCCUCCUCCUCCUCCUCCUCUCCCCGCUCCGCCUCCGUCGUCCCCUCACCCCUCUGGAGGGAGGAAGGGGGGGGUCGGGGCGGGGCCCCAGCGUGGGAGAAGGAAGGAGGAGGGGGGGCUUCCGCGGGGCCUGGGGGCCGGUCCUCGCGCGCGACCGCUCCCCCCCCCCGCCCGCCCGCCGCUAUCGCGGCCGGCGCCGGUCCGCCGCCGGUCCGCCUUCCCGAGCCGAGCCGAGCCGGGUUGGCGGUCCGAGCCCCGUGUCUCCUCCCGGGCGCAGCGCCGGGCUACUGAGGGAAACCCCGGGUCCCGGUCGAAGGAGGACGGAGGUGGUGGCGGCGGACGUCGGGCGCGCCCCUGCGGGCGGACGCUCCCCCGCCGGCGGCAGCCGGGGGAGGCACCCCCGCGGGGCCCUUCGGGUCGUUUCCCUCACCCCAGGGCCAGAGAGCCGCGGCGCUGUCGGCCGCGCGCUCGACCCGCCCGCCUCGAGCGGACGACCCCCCGGCGGGAGCGCGGGCUCACCGUCGGGGGUCGGGGAUCGGCGAGUUCCCCGCGCCGGCGGGGUCUCGCCCGGGCGACCGUCGGGUCGCCGCCGCGCCUCAGUCCGACCCCCUGGCGCGGCGCGGCGCCGCGCUCGCGCUCCGGCGCGCUCCGUUCCUCGGCGCCGGCCGGCCGAAGCCUUCGGCGGUCCCCCCGCCGCCGGCUGCCGGCGACGUCGGCACCCCGGCCCGCCGCCCCCGGCGGCGGCGGUACCACCGCCGCUCCGCGCGCCGGUCGUCCCGGAGGGUGCCCGCCACCGGUCGCGACGGCCGUCCCGGGCCGGGCCUCCCCCGUCGCUGUCCCUUGCCUGCCCUCCCCGGCCGAGCCGGGCAAGGAAGGGGGGCGGGCAGCCGGCGGGGGGGGGGGGGAGGGCGGCUGACUGUCGGUCUCCGCGUGGAAACGGGGAGAGCGAGCGCUGCCCCCACCCCCCCCCCCCUCAGCCCGGCUCAGAGCCGCCUGCCUUUCGUGCCCGGCCCGUGUGCUCGCGGCGAGGUGAGCGGAGGGGUGACAGGCGGCGGCGGUUCCGGGAGGGCGGCCGGCCCGUCCCGGUGGACGGGUGCCGUCGGGCGGCCCCGCGGGCGGCGGAGGCGCCGCGCCAGCCGCGGGG